AACCUCCACACAACACCUCCCAACCCGCCCUUCUCUGCUCUGCGUCACAUGCGGCGCAUCCUCACAGAAACCGAGCGGAACCACUACGAUCCUGACCUGGAUUGAGGAACGCUCAACUGAAAGACACGACCGCAGAUCCGGAUGGAGUCAGGAGAACAAGGCCGAGGCGGCCAGCAGCUCCCGGAGCCGCCGCGCUCGACUAACGACUGCAGGCUCCUGUGAUCAGAGCAUAUUCUAUCUUCACGACCAUCUCCCUGCUGAGGCUCUCCUCAUCCAUGGAUCUACUACACGUAGGUUAGGGGAGGGUGUGGCGCUGUGGUUCCCAGUUUACAACUGAAGUGUAUCUAAACUAAAGCUGAUGGAUCUAAAGAAAGUUCUGUCCUUCCCUCCAUACCCUGGGGAUUACCUACAUCCUGUGGUGUAUGCCUGCACUGCAGUCAUGCUGCUCUGCUUGCUUGUUUCCAUCAUGACAUACAUUGUACACCACAGUGUCAUCCGCAUCAGCAGGAAGGGCUGGCACACACUCCUCAACUUCCUCUUUCACACAGGACUGACAUUUGGGGUGUUUGCUGGAGGCAUCAACCAGAUCCACUUUCCUUUGGUUUGUCAGAUUGUUGGCAUUGUACUCCAUUAUGCUUCGUUGUCGACCAUGUUGUGGCUGGCGUUUACUGCUAGAAACAUCUGUAAAGAUGUGUGCAAAGAUCCACUUGGAGCCCAGGACAGGAGCGGUCCAGCUCAGAAAUGUUCCAAAGCAACCAUCCUGGGAUUUUAUCUUGUGAGUGAUGGAGUACCUCUGAUAGUGGUAGGUAUUACAGCAGUGUUUGGUAUGGAGAACUACGGCAGCAGGGACGGGGAUUUGUAUUGCUGGAUGGCUUGGGAACCCAGCCUGGGAGGGUUUUAUGGUCCUGUGGGUCUUCUGGUCUUAGUCAUGUCUCUGUACUUUUUGAAUACCUACAUCCAGCUGAAGCGCCACCCAGAGAGGAAGUAUGAAUUGCGCCUUCUGAGUGAGGAUCAUCAGAAGUUGUCAUCCAGUGAGUCAAAUCAUCAUUGUCAAAGUGGCAGUGGUGGAGCUUCAGGGUCUUCUGGAGACUGUCUGCCAUUUUCUACUGGUGUGUCUGUGCUGGCUAAUGAACACUCGUUUAAAUCCCAACUCCGGGCCACCAUCUUCACACUGUUUCUGUUCCUGGCAACCUGGGCUUUAGGAGCAUUGGCCGUAUCACAGGGACACUUCCUAGACAUGAUAUUUAGCUGCUUAUAUGGGGCUUUUUGUGUCACUCUGGGCCUCUUCCUUCUCAUCCAGCACUGUGCUAAACGGGAUGAUGUGUGGAAUCGUUGGUGGGGUUGUUGCCAUUCCAUGUCAAAGUCAGAGGAUGGAAAUACUGAUGGUCAGAAGCAGCAGAUCCAUCAAGCACACUGCCACUUGAGCGCUCCAUGUUCAGGCAAGCAGACGCUGCUUUCUUCACACCUUUUGCCGAGUUCUUUUGACAAAAUGACACCACCUCCUCACAGCCCAACUCCAAGUAACACAGGUCCAUGUUGUGUGGCUGUAUUGAGUCCAGCAUCCCCCAUCCCAUCCCUCAUUGAGCCAGGGCCCUCACCACGUCCACAUUCCCUACCUGAUGAGCUCCCUCGCCCAACUCUUCCCCUCCAGAGAAGCCUUACUGAAAGAGCAAAGUCACACUCCUUUAACCGCCCACGUCCAUGUCUACAAGACUACCGCUCACAUAUGACUUCCCUGAGUAUGGAUGGAAGUGUGCACACCUCCCACAGGGAUAACUCUCAGCCUCCACAUUAUCUCGAAGGAACACCGCUGGUUCCCAACAGUCUACUCCCAGAUCUUCAGCUUCCUUGUCCUAGCCCCCACCUAGAUAAGCAGAUGGCUUCUAGCCACACCUUACAACGCCAAACCUCCUGCCAGAGUGUGCAAGACUCAGUGACAUCCUGCCAUGGCCAUGUUCACAACAUGCAUGACAGUAUAACUUCGUGUCACAGCCUCCUCCUGCCUUCUCAAGGGGUCCAUUCCUGCCAGUGGCGCAUGUAUGGUUCAGUCAAUCCCUCUUCUAAUGCAACCGGUUGUGAAAAACAAGAUCCAUUUACAGUGCAAUAUGAGCAAGAACCCAACACAUACAGCUGCACAAAAAAGACAGAAGAUGAAGACAAGGAGAUGCAUUCUCUGGACAUGGAGCAGAGAGGCUUUCCAAGAAAUACCCUUCCUCGACAGCAUUCCACUGUUAGCCGCAGAGGAGUCAUUGGUCGAAACAGGAGUCUGCAAGAAGAGAGCCUGUUUGGUUCAGAUGCUACAGGAAAUAUACGGACUGGGCCUUGGAAGAACGAAACUACAGUUUAGCUGUGAUAACGUCAUAGCAGCCUUCAAGUAACACCAUCUUUACUGAUGGCCUGUUAGGGUGAUCAGUUAGGGUAUGCUGUCAGCUGUACCCUAAAACAACCUCAAAGAGUCUUCAUAUUGCUUUAGGACUAAAUUAACUUGUCCUUCUUAGUAAUAUUUGAUCAUGAAACAAGUUGCUGAAUCCACAUUAUGCUUUAAAGCUGCAAGCAAUAUUAAAUGAAUACUCAGGGGAACACUGGCUCAUUAAUUAGCACUUUGGGAGAAAAGAAAGUUUGAACCAUAUGAGUUCCACUUAGAUGUUAAUUUGUUUUAGCUCUUUUAGUUUCCUCCAACAAUCUAAAAUGUAUGCAUCUAGCAAAAUUGAAAUACCAGCACCUCACAUUUUAAACGUUGCAGACCACACAGACCAGGUAUGAAAUAUACCCAGACUCAAUUGCCCUUGAUUUUCUACAAAACAAGACUCUUUACUAAAAGUUCAUAUGCAUUAAAAAAAACUUCUAGUAACUUUGUUUAGAUCCAUUUGUGUCAGAGACACAGAUAAGAAUCCCCCUCCCCCCGACCACAUAAGUCAGGAUGAUAUAUUUAAUUUCCCUUUGGGAUUAAUAAAGUAUUUUUGAAUUGAAUUGAAUUGAAUGAUCCUUCUGUCUGGGUAUGGAUGCUAUUCUAAUAGAAUUUUUAAGGUUUCUCUUCCUGUUGUUUGCUCUAUAGUUUAGUAAAUAAGAAGAAAUUUCAACGUAAACCUCUAUACAUAGAUAAUUGUAAAAAUGAUAUGAAAUUUUAUUUCCUCAGGCGAUAUGUGUUGUGAAUUUAUAAAUAAACUCAGUUGAAUUCAAAGUAAAAUAUAAGACAGCCACACUGAAAAUGUAUUAAUUCAAUUCCAUAAAAUUUAUUAUAAUUGAAAAUAUCUAAGACUUCUAAAGAAAACCUGCUGAUUUCUGAUUUUUCUUUAGGUUUUUGGGAUUCAUCAUCUGUAAAGUUGUUUUCUUUCUGGCAUUUACACAGACUUUAAGUACAUGUGAUUCUGGCAUUCUGUCUUACUAUAACACUAUUAUUUCAAAGAUGUGUGAUGACUAAUUUGAAACACUGAAAUCAGUUAGAGCAUGUGUGUGACUUUUAAGUGCGCAAAAGUGCAUGAAUAAUUAGACACGUGUGUGUGUUUGUGUCAUGUGUUUUUAACUCUGGAAUCACCCUUAUUCAAGUUUAUUAAUUUCUUGAUAAAGUUGUAGUUAUGAAGUCUAUGAAUUUCCUUUGAUAAGUAUUGCACAAGUGUACACUAAAGGACCUCUCACCUGUUGAGAUAAUAUUUCAAAAGUGCAAUGUGCUAGAAAGCACAAUGGUUUUAUAGUGCCAAAAUGAUGUGCCAGUUGUCACUGUGAUGAAAAACUACACAAACUCAUUCUCAAAGAGAGAUUACUGUUUGUAGCAGAAUACAAACUUUUACUCAGGUUUUAGAAUAUCAUUGGCAACACUUUGAAGAGCUCUUCAAAACGCAUGUUUUCCAAAGCUAUGCAUCAUUAAGCCAAGUGUGUUUCUGUGAAUCUGUCUCAUUCUCAUCUUCAUUCUCAUUUAACCAGCUAGAGGUUCUGGUCUUUUGCCCAGCAAUGUUCUCAUGCACUUAAGUUUGGGUGAUGUUACAAUAGCUCACUCAGAUCACGACUCACAAAAAGUGAGGGAUAGUUUCAAGUACAAUUACCUUUACAGGCGAAUUUAAUAUGACCUUCUCCAAACUUCUGAAUGCACAUGUCCAACUGUUUAAUGUUUCAGUACUUUUUGCACAGCUUGCUGUUCUAUAACAGGGACCUUAACUGCAAAAUUCCCAUCAGGGGUUUGGUCCAUGAAUUGACCAUUAAGUUUCCUAGUUUAAUCAGAAAUGGGAUCUAAACAGGCCUCCUCAUCAUGCUGUUCACAUCUUCACAGCAUGAGACCAAGACAACACCUAACAAUUGAUCAACAGGACCUCGCCAUGGCGACGUUUCAAAAAGGAUGUACUUAGACGGAAGGGUCAACUGAGUUUAGAGUCACAGUGUCAUCAACAAGUUGCAACAGAGAUACAGAGACCGGAAGAGUCACAGAGAGGCAUAGAAGCAGACGUACUUUAGCCACAUCCCACACUGAUGACCUCUUCAUAGUGAACAGGGCCCUCCAGAACCGGAUAAUGAAUGCCACUUGACACGAGGCACAUUGAAGGGAGGUGAGAGGCACCCAAGUGUCUGUGUGCUAGACAACCUGCAAAAGUACCUGACCACACCUCCAGGCACAGGCUUUAUGGUCUUGCAUAGACCGAGGAGCAUUUUUUGUUGUGGUCUACCCACCAUUGUUGUUGUCUUUUGUUUCAAUAAAUCGCUUCACAUGAGGAAAUCACCACUAUGUGCUUCUACUUAAAUGCCCAAUUUUUUUUACGUUUUCCAUAAAUUUCACCCGAAAGCCAAAUAUGCCUAACUUUUUGUGAGUUGUGUAUUUUCUGAUCUUAUUUUUACUGAAAGUAACAGGAAAUUAUUUAAAGCACUAAAAUAUUAACCUGUCUAUGGAAGUGAAUUACAAGAAAACAUCUUGGUCCUUGGAGCUCACAGACACUGCAUGUUUUCUGUUUCCCUGUUUUAACACACCUCAUUCAACAUGGCAGAAAAAGCUUCUGCAGAACCAUAGCCUUCUGUGGCACCUAGCAUUAAAUGUAAAAGCACAUACUUUUUAAUCUGACGAAGUUUAAGUCAUGCUUACAUGUUUUAUAAUUAAUUCCUGCACACCCCUACACCAAGAAUGCUGUUCAUUUUAUCAGCAUUAAGUCGUAACACUGUGAAAUAUUUUAAGGUAAACAUUUUCACGGAUCUGUUAGCAAAGCCAUGUGUGAUGUCAGCAUAGUUGUAGUCAUCAUAUCUCAGUUAGCUUUGAGAUGAUGACUGUGUACAUGUGACGUUUUGUGUCCCAGUGUUUCAACAGCGUAAAGUGUCUUUGUAGCCAAUGGUCAGGAAUCAUCUGACUGGUUCUGUCUGAAUAUGAAAUGAUUUUCAGAUUUGCUUUUGUUUCUCACCUCUGUUGUGAAUUUUCUAAUGAUGCAGGAAGUCAGAUGUGCACCCUUAAAAAUAAAAGGAAGAGCUAUUUGAGCACUAUGUUGUCUGCACUGAAAAUAAAGAUUUACUGUGACUUACUG
Girardinichthys multiradiatus is the source of this 5495-nucleotide messenger RNA. RefSeq names its product adhesion G protein-coupled receptor A1a (gene adgra1a). Gene Ontology annotation, molecular function: G protein-coupled receptor activity. Gene Ontology annotation, biological process: G protein-coupled receptor signaling pathway; cell surface receptor signaling pathway. The record is from RefSeq and is a predicted model, not a curated record. Gene Ontology annotation, cellular component: plasma membrane; glutamatergic synapse; postsynaptic density. Bases 359 to 2347 code for a protein of 662 amino acids. NCBI's taxonomy places the organism in Eukaryota, Metazoa, Chordata, Actinopteri, Cyprinodontiformes, Goodeidae. The transcript has 7 exons.